Messenger RNA from Rangifer tarandus platyrhynchus (Svalbard reindeer), 555 nucleotides. The record is from the annotation of a GenBank genome assembly. Lineage: Eukaryota; Metazoa; Chordata; Mammalia; Artiodactyla; Cervidae.
AUGUUGCUUCCCAAACUUUCAUGUUCCACUUUCUUCUUCUUCAACACCCUUUCUUUCCAUGAAGUGUCCACUCACACUUCACUUGCCCAUCAUAUACUGGUAUUUCUCCUAAGCUCCAAACCCACACUCACCUACUGUAUAUCUCUUCUUGGAUGCCUCACAGCGUUAAACGCAACACACCCCAAAGUGAAGUCAUUCCUGGCUUCACUCCUCCCCUUGUCCCUGCCUGCCAGUCACACGUUCCUCCUGUCUGUUCCUUAUCUCAUUGAAAGGCACCACCAGCUGCCUUACUGUCUCUUCAUUCCCCUCCCCUUUACAUCUUGGUCAAUCACCAAUUUUUACACAAAGAUUUCAGUUCUUCGUUAUCACUUUAACAUUCCUAUUUUUCUUCAUCCCAGCUACCACCACCAUCUCUUACCUGAAUUAGCAGGAGCCUGUCUCCUACCUGGUGUUCCUGACUCCAGUCAGUUUCCACUGCCACGUGCCCACCAGAGUGAUCUUUAUAAAAUGAAAACAAAACUUUGUGGCACUCUCCCUCUUAAAAUUCUUCACUGA